CAACAACAACAACAACAACAACAACAAAGAGCCGGCUUAACAGUUACGACGUUAGAGGAACCAGAAUCGGAAAUAGUCGGGCCAGUCUCACCUGCGCUCUCACUGGGCGGGUGUGCGCCUCACCGGAUUCUCCUCUCACCAAUGGCAUCAUGCAUCUGAGUGAACUACUGCAAUGGGUAUGUGUACACGUGUCCCUUUUGUUCCCCUGUCACGCCUCGUCCAGGUCAUUGUCAUAAAUGUGUUUCGGUAUCCCAGUCUCUUCCUCUCCAACUACCUGUUUCCUCCUCCUCAUUAAGUAGCCUUCCACAAACCCCAUUUUCUAUUCCUUCUAUCACUCGUCUCUCCUCUUCCUUGCUGUUAUUGCCGAGAAAGCGUGUUGGAAUCGGUGCGGUUGUGGCAGCCAUGGCGGGUUCGUCGAGCACUGUCCUUGUUACUGGAGCUGGUGGAAGAACAGGUCAAAUAGUCUAUAGGGAAUUAAAGGAGAGGUCAGACCAAUAUGUUGCCAGAGGUCUAGUUAGAACAGAUGAGAGUAAGCAGAAAAUUGGUGGUGCAGAUGAUGUUUUUAUUGGAGAUAUAAGAGAUGUUGGAAGUAUUGUUCCUGCAAUUGAAGGUAUAGAUGCUCUCAUAAUUCUCACAAGUGCUGCUCCACUAAUGAAGCCAGGCUUUGAUCCAACCAAAGGCGGAAGGCCCGAGUUUUAUUUUGAUGAUGGGGCGUACCCUGAACAGGUUGACUGGAUUGGGCAGAAAAAUCAAAUAGAUGCUGCUAAGGCUGCUGGAGUGAAGCAAAUUGUGUUGGUUGGGUCAAUGGGUGGCACGAAUCCAGACCAUCCUUUGAACAAAUUGGGUAAUGGAAAUAUACUGGUUUGGAAGAGAAAGGCUGAGCAGUAUCUGGUUGAUUCUGGUAUUCCAUACACAAUUAUAAGAGCUGGUGGCUUGCAAGAUAAAGAUGGCGGUCUUCGAGAACUAAUCACAGGGAAGGAUGAUGAGCUUCUUCAGACAGAAACUAGAGCCAUACCUAGAGCUGAUGUUGCAGAAGUCUGCAUUCAGGCACUAAAGUUUGAGGAGGCUAAGUUCAAGGCAUUUGACUUGGCAUCAAAACCAGAGGAAACAGGCGCACCCACAAAGGACUUCAAGGCUUUGUUUUCUCAGAUCACCACUCGCUUUUGAUUUUCAAGUUCAUCAUUCUGAAUCAUCCCAUUCUGCAAGUUCCUUUAUGAUGGAUUUUGUUGUCAUUUGUUGUACCUAAAGCAGCGUACGUUUGCUUCAUCACUCGCAGCCUGGUAAAAGAUUGUUUCAUCCUCAAGAAAACUUUAUUGGAUCCGUCGAUUCCUUUGCUUCAUCAUAAUGAUGUGGCUUGUAUGCUCUCAAUCUUAAGAAACCUUUAAAUCAUAUUGUUUAUGAUUCAUCGAUGGCGUGAUAUAUUUUUAGGCGAGAACAGUAGUCAAGUUGUCAUGAAAGGUAGCUUUGGUGACUGAUUAAUCACGUUGGAUCAAGCUUUUCCUUCAUAAGUUACUUGUCAUAGUUGCUGAUUAA
Molecule: messenger RNA, 1533 nt
Organism: Prosopis cineraria
Lineage: Eukaryota; Viridiplantae; Streptophyta; Magnoliopsida; Fabales; Fabaceae
Cellular component (GO): chloroplast
Molecular function (GO): oxidoreductase activity
Source: RefSeq, a predicted model, not a curated record